Durusdinium trenchii is the source of this 831-nucleotide messenger RNA. NCBI's taxonomy places the organism in Eukaryota, Dinophyceae, Suessiales, Symbiodiniaceae. The record is from the annotation of a GenBank genome assembly.
AUGGCAACGGGGAGUUGCGGGAAGCCGGAGAAGCUCCUCGUCACCAGCGGUUCUCCAUUUGAUCGAAGGGGACCAAGCAGGCAAGGACUGGCGAGCCGCAGGCUAGCUGCAGCUUCCAUUUGCUUGCAAGGUUCCGGACCUCAUUUUUGUCCCGGGGGGAAUCCGCAAGCUACUAGACGCUUUGGGGAGACACUAUUCCAAGUGGAGCCAUAUAGCAUGUUCCUGGCCAUUUUGCGUCUACAGGAGUUUGGCGGUCCAAUUUCUGCUACUUUGCAAGGUUUUGUUUUAGGAGGUGGCUUGGCUAUGGCCAUGCUGGCAGAUUUGCGGGUGCUUGACAGUGGUGCGAGCGUGUCUCUAGGGAACCUCUCCCGUGGCAUGGUACCCUGCAUUCUACUGUCUUUAAUUCUUCCUCGUGGAAUUGGUCUGGCCGAGGCAGUGGAUCUUUACCUUACCGACAACAUUGUUUCUGCUGCUGUUUGGCUGGAGAACAGUCCAUGUGACAUUCUGGUGGAUGGUGUGGCCAAGGCGGAGGCCUUUGUGCAGGAACUGGAGAGGCGCAAAACACAAAGGCCUCCGGUGGUCGACAGCACUUUCUCCAUUCGUUUUGCAUGCGAAGCAGCUGCACUGCAGCUGAGCCUUCGAUGUGAGGUCCGGCAUAUCGCUGCAGUAGCACCGAAGGCUAAGGAGGAUCCUCAAAUUAGUGAAGGCUGGGAAGCAGGCACAGUUUCCAAGACAAGUGACAGUGUGACAGUGCCUGAUGGGCGUUGCCCCUGUCUCAAGUUUCCAAAGAAGCUCAGAUGGAGCGAAUCAUCCUGCUUCCAGAGUCUUUGA